UCUGAACUUUACCGUGUUACACUCUCAGAUGACAGCUAUGUUCUCGGUCGUGUUUCUUGCGAUCAUGUUGGGCGUCGCCAGCUGUACGAUCAACGAGGAGAGCAGGGAUUUCAUGGGAUACAAUCCAUCCCCGGUCGGUUAUGAGACUUACGACAAUUCAGCAACUUACAACACUGUUGAAAAAUGGCCUCCGACUUCUUUAGCGCUACCGAGUUUCGGGGCUUGCGGAGGUUCUCUGUUAAAGCCUCUUCUGGCGGGACUUGUCGGGGCCGCCUUGCUCAAACUGCCCGUCCUCAUCGCGGCGAAACUGUUGCUGCUUAAACUAGCACUUCCUCUCGGAUUACUGACAGCAGCUGCACCUCUCGCCCUUCCGCUCGUUUACAUGUUUUUCUCGAAGGGAAAAGAGUCUUCAUCGUCGACGCCUAAACCACCAGCGAUGGAAGAAGGUCGUGCUCUAUACCAAUUUUUGGAGUCGUCGUCCUGCCUGGAACGAAUCGCCUGCUCCGUCGGGCGGUCUCAAUCGAAAACCCCGACAGUCAAAGCAUUCUCCUGGAUGCUGAAAUCAUUGGAGUCAAUGCUUGGCAAGCAGGAGGAAGCCAGGGCCAGGGUCGGCUCGUAUCGUUCAGCAUAUUUAGCCGGUGCAGCUAAAGAUGCAGUGUCGUGUUCCUCGUAUAAAUGCAACCUUCCUGAGAUCUUCAUGCGCCAGGGGGAGUCUUCUUACAAGCUUUUCUGACCGAGGAAGUUUCGAGGCUGACGGAAGACUGAACUUUUAUUUUUUGAUUUAUCAUAACAACAGAUUCAACGUAUCCCUUACGUUCCACAACGAUUUGUAAGCUCAAUAUUUCUCGGGGAAAAGGAGGAAAAAAUUUUGUACUUAUAAUAGGCAAAUUAGUACUCAAAAGUCCCGUUUUUUCCUAUAAGAAGGGAAAUGAGAAAAAAUCAAAAUAUUAAAUACGAGAAAACUAAGUCACCCUUAUGAAGGCUAAUUUGGAUUAAAUAACUCGAGAAAUUUACUUUUCUUUUCUCCUUUUAAAAACUUUAUUUAUUGUUUCUUUUUAUAUUGAU
Cimex lectularius (bed bug) is the source of this 1065-nucleotide messenger RNA. RefSeq lists its product as uncharacterized. The transcript is spliced from 4 exons. The coding region runs from base 29 to 733 and encodes 234 amino acids. The record is from RefSeq and is a predicted model, not a curated record. NCBI's taxonomy places the organism in Eukaryota, Metazoa, Arthropoda, Insecta, Hemiptera, Cimicidae.